UUUUUUUCCCCCCCCCGCGUGCGGCGAUCCGAGCGAGGAGUGAGGCCCCGCCGGGGGCGGCCAUGCGGCGGUGACAGGAGCACGGCCGAGACGCACGGGGCCCCCCUCGCCCUCUCACCUCCACCCCGUUCGCCAGCUCGCCUCCGCCGAGGCCCCUCCGGCCUACACCCGCUUGCUGUCCGCAUUCCCCCCUUCCCCGACCCUCCCCGGCUGCACUUCGGGAAUCAUGGCCCAAGUAGCGAUGUCCACACUACCUGCUGAAGAUGAGGAGUCCUCGGAGAGCAGAAUGGUGGUGACGUUCCUCAUGUCUGCCCUGGAGUCCAUGUGUAAAGAGCUGGCCAAGUCCAAGGCUGAGGUGGCCUGCAUCGCCGUGUACGAGACGGACGUGUUUGUUGUUGGAACUGAGAGAGGACGUGCUUUUGUCAAUACCAGAAAGGAUUUCCAAAAAGAUUUUGUAAAGUAUUGCGUUGAGGAAGAGGAAAAGGCAGCCGAGAUGCAUAAGAUGAAAUCUGCAACCCAGCUGAAUCGGAUGAGUGUGGACGCUGUGGAGAUUGAAACACUCAGGAAAACGGUGGAGGAUUAUUUCUGUUUUUGCUAUGGGAAAGCUUUAGGCAAAUCCACAGUGGUCCCUGUGCCGUAUGAGAAGAUGCUGCGCGACCAGUCAGCUGUGGUGGUGCAAGGGCUCCCCGAGGGAGUUGCCUUCAAGCACCCUGAACAUUACGACCUUGCAACCUUGAAGUGGAUUUUGGAGAACAAGGCGGGGAUCUCGUUCAUCAUUAAGAGACCUUUCCUUGAACCGAAGAAACACCUCGGUGGCCGAGUGAUGGCAUCAGAUACUGAGAGGACCAUCCUGUCUCCUGGUGGAAGUUGCGGCCCCAUCAAAGUGAAAACGGAACCCACGGAAGACUCUGGCAUUUCUCUGGAAAUGGCCGCUGUGACAGUUAAGGAGGAGUCAGAAGAUCCUGAUUACUAUCAGUAUAACGUUCAAGGAAGCCGUCAUUCCUCAGAAGGCAACGAAGGAACAGAAGUGGAAAUACCCGCAGAAGAUUCUACUCAACAUGUCCCUUCAGAAACAAGUGAGGACCCUGAAGUUGAGGUGACUAUCGAAGAUGACGAGUACUCCCCACCCACCAAGAGGCCAAAGAGCAACGAACCGCCCCCUCCUCCGCCAGUCCCAGAGCCCGUCAACGCUGGCAAGCGCAAAGUCAGGGAGUUCAACUUCGAGAAAUGGAACGCGCGCAUCACUGACCUACGGAAACAAGUUGAAGAACUGUUUGAAAGAAAAUAUGCUCAAGCUAUAAAAGCCAAAGGUCCGGUGACGAUCCCAUACCCUCUCUUCCAGUCCCAUGUUGAAGAUCUUUAUGUAGAAGGGCUUCCCGAAGGGAUUCCUUUCAGAAGGCCAUCGACAUACGGCAUUCCUCGCCUUGAGAGGAUAUUGCUGGCAAAGGAGAGGAUCCGCUUUGUGAUUAAGAAACACGAGCUUCUGAACUCCACACGGGAAGACUUACAGCUUGAUAAGCCGGCAUCAGGAGUGAAGGAAGAGUGGUAUGCACGCAUCACCAAGCUGAGGAAAAUGGUCGACCAGCUCUUCUGCAAGAAAUUCGCGGAGGCCUUGGGGAGCACCGAAGCCAAGGCUGUACCUUACCAAAAAUUUGAGGCCCACCCCAAUGACCUCUACGUGGAAGGGCUUCCAGAAAACAUUCCUUUUAGAAGCCCCUCGUGGUAUGGAAUCCCAAGACUGGAAAAAAUCAUCCAAGUGGGCAAUCGGAUUAAAUUUGUUAUCAAAAGGCCCGAACUCCUGACUCACAGUACAACAGAAGUGACUCAGCCACGGACGAAUACGCCAGUCAAGGAAGAUUGGAAUGUCAGAAUCACCAAGCUUCGCAAGCAGGUGGAAGAGAUCUUUAAUUUGAAGUUCGCUCAAGCUCUUGGCCUCACAGAGGCAGUGAAGGUGCCCUACCCUGUAUUCGAAUCGAAUCCGGAGUUUCUGUAUGUGGAAGGGCUGCCUGAAGGGAUCCCCUUCCGAAGCCCCACCUGGUUUGGGAUUCCACGCCUUGAGAGGAUUGUCCGUGGAAGCAAUAAGAUCAAGUUUGUUGUUAAAAAGCCUGAGCUAGUUGUGUCCUACCUGCCUCCUGGGAUGGCUAGCAAAAUCAACACUAAAGCAUUGCAGUCCCCCAAACGGCCACGAAGCCCUGGCAGCAACUCCAAGGUGCCUGAGAUUGAGGUCACUGUGGAAGGCCCCAACAACAACAGUCCUCAAUCCUCCACCGUUCGAACUCCUACCCAGACCAACGGUUCAAAUGUUCCCUUCAAGCCUCGAGGGAGAGAGUUUUCCUUUGAGGCCUGGAAUGCCAAAAUCACAGACCUGAAGCAGAAGGUGGAAAACCUUUUCAACGAAAAGUGCGGGGAAGCUCUUGGCCUUAAACAGGCAGUGAAAGUGCCGUUUGCGUUGUUCGAGUCCUUCCCGGAAGACUUCUAUGUAGAAGGCUUACCCGAGGGGGUGCCCUUCCGAAGACCAUCCACAUUCGGCAUUCCAAGGCUGGAGAAGAUACUCCGGAACAAGGCCAAGAUAAAGUUCAUCAUUAAAAAACCUGAGAUGUUCGAGACGGCCAUCAAAGAGAGCACCUCUUCCAAAAGCCCUCCGAGGAAGAUAAACUCCUCACCCAACAUUAAUACUACUGCAUCAGGUGUGGAAGACCUUAACAUCAUUCAGGUGACAAUUCCAGAUGACGAUAAUGAGCGACUCUCCAAAGUUGAAAAGGCCAGGCAGUUGCGCGAGCAGGUCAACGACCUCUUCAGUCGGAAGUUUGGUGAAGCUAUUGGGAUGGGCUUCCCGGUGAAGGUUCCCUACAGGAAGAUCACCAUCAAUCCCGGCUGUGUGGUGGUCGACGGCAUGCCCCCCGGGGUGUCCUUCAAAGCCCCCAGUUACCUGGAGAUCAGCUCCAUGAGAAGGAUCUUAGAUUCUGCCGAGUUUAUCAAGUUCACUGUCAUUAGACCAUUUCCAGGACUUGUGAUUAAUAACCAGCUGGUUGAUCAGAGCGAGUCCGAAGGCCCUGUGAUACAAGAGUCCGCUGAGGUGAGCCAGUUGGAAGUUCCUGCAACAGAAGAAAUUAAAGACACGGAUGGGAGCUCACAGAUCAAGCAGGAGCCAGACCCCACGUGGUAGACCACGUCUCCAGGUUCAGCUUCCAGUGUGAGUGGUGGAGAAGCGCUUUCGGACCCGCCUGCCGGCUCUGUAAUAUACUUGUAUAACAGAAAUACCUUCUAUACAAACCUUCUUUUCUACUUCUAGAUAGAAAUGUCUACUUUCUCAGCAGUUCUGUGAAUUGAACUACGCAGCAGCGUGACGAGAGGCGCGUGCCUGGCUGGCUUGGGAAUGCACUAGAGGAGGAUUUCACAGCCGUGCUGGAAAGAGACAGGGAAUGGCAGGGACGACUCUUAGAUUUUUUUUAUGCAUUGGGCAGAGCCUUGGGCUGCGGUGCGUAUUCCAGUCAGUGGAGAUACUCCUACUGGGCAUCUUGGCUUCCGCAGCGAAGAAACCCCUGUGCUAGUCAGUGCUUUAGUUCUUCUAUUGAAAAUCAUUUCCGUGAUCUUGCACUCGGCUCCCCUCCCUGCCUGAGUGGAGGGCUGCUGUCUGUAUGUCUGACUAAGCCUUUGCCUAAGCUCUAUCAUGGUUCCUCUUGUUCUCACUGUAAUUCAGAGCGAGGCUGGCCGCCUCACCCGACGGACGGCCGCAGAGAGAGGACAUUCUCAGAGCCUCUUUUCACCCUUACUUUGCAGCAAGUACAUGUCUGGGUGUACCCUGAAGGUCAGAGGUCGGAGGUCAGGUAUGCAUGCUUUAGCAGCUGGAUGACUAAACCCUCCCCAGCUGGGAGCCACAGUGGCCUGGGGUGCCCUGGGACGCAGCUCGGGGUGGAGUCGGGCCGGGCUGCGUGUCUGCCCGGUUGGUUGUCUAACCGCCUGUCUGGCCGGGUGUGGGGAGUGAGACAGGCGGGCUCUUGUGCACCUCCGUGUUCACACCCUCUGGGCCUAAAAGUGGAGGCUCCCGGACGAAGCAGUUGUAGGAAAUCACAGCUCUCGAGAGUUAGAGGAUGUGAGGGCACGGCGCGGCACCACGAUGUUCACGAUGGGAAAUUAUAUCACACGGUAGCAGAGAUAGGCAUUUUUAUGUGUUCCUUAUAUUUUACCUCAAAUUGUAGAUAUAGGGUAAUAAAUAAAAUCCAUCCAUGCCUUUCACACGCAAA
Molecule: messenger RNA, 4244 nt
Organism: Peromyscus eremicus (cactus mouse)
Lineage: Eukaryota; Metazoa; Chordata; Mammalia; Rodentia; Cricetidae
Gene: Gtf2i
Product: general transcription factor IIi
Exons: 34
Coding region: 227-3166 (979 amino acids)
Biological process (GO): transcription by RNA polymerase II
Cellular component (GO): nucleus
Molecular function (GO): DNA-binding transcription factor activity
Source: RefSeq, a predicted model, not a curated record